Messenger RNA from Durusdinium trenchii, 1052 nucleotides. The record is from the annotation of a GenBank genome assembly. NCBI's taxonomy places the organism in Eukaryota, Dinophyceae, Suessiales, Symbiodiniaceae.
GCUUGAGCGAUUUGCAUCUCUGCAGCUUGGAUGACUUACCAUAAGUCGCGCUCCUCAUGCUUUGGAGGGUGAGCGCCACCAGGUCCUUUCGCAGUGCGCGAAGGUUUUGUGAUGACAGUCGCAUUCUGUGGGCGCCUGGAAUGAGACAGGUGGGAGACGACCAGUGCCACGUACGUUUGGGCGGCAAAAUUCGCCUCAUGUGCACAGAGCCAAAUGGCUACUGUGUCGUUGGUGCUCGGGGCGAAGUGGCGGUGGCCAAUGCCAUGAGGAGUCUCGCCUGGGCAUCUGAAGUCGCGCAAAGCCCGCUGGACUUCAAGGUUCGUUGGCAGGAGGAGCCUGGUGACAUGCGCUCACUUCGCUUCUUUUGUGACAUCCCAGAGACGUGGACACAAUGGAAGCAGAGAUGGGCGAUGGUAGAGAUACCAGAGAAUGAUAAGAACGAGAAGAAGCCUCUCGAUGUGACGCCCUACACGGACGUCACCAAGCUGUCGAUCGCCAUCUCCAUGCGACAUCGCAAGUACAGUGGUGCAGCGAUCAAGAUGAAUCCGAUGAAUGACACGGUGCUCAGCAUCGUGGCCAAGGCCUUGGCAUCACUGCCCCAUACCGGGAGGGAGGAGGUCGCCCAUGAACUUUCCUGCGUGAUCAAGUGGCCUGGGUUGAAGAAGGACUCGAAGGACUUGAAGGACUCCAAGCAGAUCCAGGCAGGCAAGUUUAUUUAUGGCCACGUGAUGUGGCGGCCAACACGACAAGACCACGCAGAAAGGUUACCGAGCUGAUCCACUACAGCGGUGGAGUGGGCAGUUUUCGACAUCGGAAAUGUGAUGUGCGGCUGUGUGGCUGUGCAAUUUCUGUACACUUAUGGUCCUGAGGGCAACAUCGUUUGUUUCAGAAGUGACAGGUUCAAUUGGAGCUGUGCAUGCUGUUGUGAGUCCAACUUGCGUGACAGCUUGCACGCCCUAUGAUGUGGAUGACUAGAUUGAUUUGCAUGCUAAGUUCCAGGUGAAACGCUUGGAGUUUAGAAAAGCAGCUUUCGGCCCUGCAGGUCAAACCAU